AUGGAGAGCAGCACUCUCGUUCUGCUGUUCGCACUGCUCUGUACCGGAGCCAUUGCCAUUUCGCAUUGGAUUGGCUCUAAAGACCCCAGAGAGCCUCCUCUUGUUCACCCGAAGAUUCCGGUGAUUGGGCAUAUCAUCGGCUUCAUCCGCUAUGGCCAGCCCUACCUGAACAUGUUGAGCGCCGCGCGUCCAGAUGUUCCCAUCUUCACCGUUAACUUGCUUGUUGCUAAAUUCUACGUGGUUGCCUCCCCCACUUUAAUCAGCGGCGUCCAGCGCAACCAUCGUUCGCUGUCCUUCGAGUACUUCAUCAAUCUCUCCGCCAGCGGAAUGCUCGGUAUCAAAGGACCGGGAAUGAACCUGCUGCGAGAAGAGCAAAAAGGCGGCGGUGGGCUGGGGAUGAAAGUCACUCACGCCAUGAACCCUGCUCUCCUCGGCGCUGGCUUGGAUGACAUGAAUGCAAAGAUGAUCACUUUCCUCAAGGCCUCGGUGGAUGAGCUCGCUUCUGCACGGGGUUCGUUCGACCUCUUCUCAUGGACGAGGCAUGUCAUCACUGUCGCCGCCACAGAAUCGGCAUGGGGUAAGAAGAAUCCAUACAGAUCGCGUGAGCUUGAAGAUGCGUUUUGGACCAUGGAGACGAACCUUGACAAGCUUCUGUUUGGCAUAAUGCCAAAACUAACUGCCAAACAAGUGUGGAACGCAAGAGAAUCACUCGUAGAGGCUUUCGUCAAGUACUACAACGAAGACGGUCUGGAGGAUGGAUCCGAAAUGGCCAAAGCGCGGUGGAGAGAGCAGCAAAAGGCCGGAGCAAAUCUGCAGGACACCGCCAGGCUGGAGGCGGGCUUGGCGCUGGGCCUGCUUUCCAACACCGUUCCCGCGACCUUCUGGACGCUAUUUGAGAUCUGCUCGCGCCCUGAACUUCUCGCUCAGAUCCGCUCGGAGGUUCGCGAGAAAGCCCUACAUGUGGAUGGCAACGGCGUCCACACCAUCGACCUUUGCGAUAUCCGGGACAAUUGCGAACUGCUGAUUUCGACGUUCCAAGAAACGCUGCGGAUCCGGUCCAAGGCCAUGCCGUUGCGCAUGGUUUACAACGAUGUCCAUCUCAAUGAUCAGUACCUGCUCAAGGCGGGUUCCAUUGUUCAGAUGCCGAGCCCUGUGUUCCACCGAAAUGAGUCGAUCUGGGGCCACAAAUCUGAGGAGUUCGAACCGAGGCGUUUCAUCAAAGGUGGUGAGCAGAAGGAGUCGAGAAGGAUGACGGGCUUUCUGGCAUUCGGAAUUUCGCCGACCCUUUGUCCAGGCAGGCAUUUUGCGACGGGUGAAGUCUUGUCUCUUGCAGCCAUGCUCUUGCUUCGGUACGACGUCUUGCCGGAAGGCGGAAGUUGGAAAUGCCCCAAGUUUGACGCAAAAUCGGCUGCUGCCUCUUUCUACACGCCAACUGAAGAUGUGCCGGUGAAGUUCAAGCCGAGGGCUGAAUAUGAAGGGACUACCUGGACAUACCGCGUGACACCUGGGAAGGGGCGCUUUGGGCUUAUCACUGGUUAA
Molecule: messenger RNA, 1539 nt
Organism: Lasiodiplodia theobromae
Lineage: Eukaryota; Fungi; Ascomycota; Dothideomycetes; Botryosphaeriales; Botryosphaeriaceae
Product: Cytochrome p450
Exons: 3
Coding region: 1-1539 (512 amino acids)
Molecular function (GO): heme binding; monooxygenase activity; oxidoreductase activity, acting on paired donors, with incorporation or reduction of molecular oxygen
Source: RefSeq, a predicted model, not a curated record